AUGUGCGGCAUCUGCUGUUCUGUAGGCUUCUCUGUUGAGCACUUCAGUAAAGAGUUAAGAGAGGAUUUGCUCUGCAACCUUAGGCGACGGGGUCCCAGUAGCAGCAAGCAGUUGUUAAAAUCUAGUGUUAACUAUCAGUGUUUGUUUUCUGGUCACGUCCUUCACUUGAGAGGUGUUUUGACUGCCCAGCCUGUGGAAGACGAGAGUGGCAACGUGUUCCUAUGGAAUGGGGAAGUUUUUAGUGGGGUCCAGGUUGAAGCAGAGGACAAUGACACCCAGGUUAUGUGCCGUAACCUUUCUGCCUGUAAGACGGAGUCUGAUAUUUUGGCACUCUUCUCCAAAGUCCGAGGUCCUUGGUCUUUUAUAUACUAUCAAGCCUCUAGCCAUUGCUUAUGGUUUGGAAGGGACUUUUUUGGCCGCCGUAGCUUGCUUUGGCAUUUUAAUAAUCUGGGCAAGAGUUUCUGCCUCUCUUCAGUUGGAGCCCAGGUAUCUGAGCUUACAGACCAGUGGCAAGAAGUUCCAACAUCUGGAAUUUUCCAAAUUGAUCUCAAUUCUGCUGCUGUUUCCAGUUGUGUGACUUUAAAAUUAUAUCCGUGGAAAUACGUUUCUGAGCAGAAUGUUAUUGAAGAAUGUGCUAUCGACCUGACUCAGACUCCAGCAGAAUUGCCGGCGCUUGUAUUGGUGGUAGCAAGUGAAGCCGAGCUGUAUCUUCCAAAACCCAUUGCUCCCUUAAAUAAGAUGCUGCCUGAAACUCCACUGGAAGCUCCCUGUAGAGACAGUUCCCGUGUACCACAUGCAAGAGAGACACUUGAGACAUUUCUGACGGAUGGACACACAAAAGAAGUAGUUCGGCAGUUCAUUGAUGUCCUGAGCGUUGCGGUCAAGAGACGUGUCUUAUGUUUAGCUAGGGAGGAAGUUUUACAAGCUUGUCAUAAGAAAGCAAGCAUUGCGAUCCUCUUUUCUGGAGGUGUGGAUUCCAUGGUGCUCGCAGCCCUUGCGGACCGUCAUGUUCCUUUAGAUGAGCCAAUCGAUCUCCUGAAUGUGGCUUUUGUGGGUAAACGAGAGAUUGGGCCACAUGUUCCUAACAUCGAAAAAAAACAGCAAAGCCGUCCCAAGACCCUGUCUGAAGAAUUCUGUCAGGGUGCCGCUGAGGUGCCGGACCGAGUCACAGGGAAAGCAGGACUGAAGGAACUGCAGUCUGUCAACCCUUCUCGGACUUGGAAUUUUGUUGAAAUCGAUGUUUCUCUUGAAGAGCUACAAAAUCUAAGAAGAGCUCGGAUAUGUCACUUAGUUCAGCCCUUGGACACGGUUCUGGAUGACAGCAUUGGCUGCGCCGUCUGGUUUGCGGCUAGAGGAAUCGGUUGCCUAGUGACCCAGGAUGCUGCGAGAUCUUACGAGAGCGCUGCAAAGGUGAUUCUGACUGGUAUCGGUGCAGACGAGCAGCUGGCAGGUUACUCCCGCCAUCGUGUCCGCUUUGAGGCUCUCGGCCUCGAAGGACUGAAUGAGGAAAUAGCCAUGGAACUGGGCCGCAUUUCCUCCAGAAACCUCGGUCGUGACGACAGAGUUAUUGGUGACCACGGAAAGGAAGCAAGGUUUCCUUUCCUGGAUGAGAAUGUCGUGUCUUUCCUAAAUUCCCUGCCGGUGUGGGAGAAGGCAGACCUGACUUUGCCCCGUGGGGUGGGUGAGAAGCUCAUCUUACGCCUAGCAGCUGUGGAACUCGGCCUCACAGCCUCCGCCCUUCUGCCAAAGCGGGCCAUGCAGUUUGGAUGUAGAAUUGCAAAACUGGAGAAUGUUAAGGAGAAGGCAUCUGAUAAAUGUGGAAGACUCCAGAUCCUACCAGAGCAAACCUCUCAGAAAGAUUGCGUCAUCCCGUGAUUCCACCAAUAAACAGCUGCUGCC
Molecule: messenger RNA, 1899 nt
Organism: Chionomys nivalis (European snow vole)
Lineage: Eukaryota; Metazoa; Chordata; Mammalia; Rodentia; Cricetidae
Gene: Asnsd1
Product: asparagine synthetase domain containing 1
Exons: 3
Coding region: 1-1875 (624 amino acids)
Molecular function (GO): asparagine synthase (glutamine-hydrolyzing) activity
Source: RefSeq, a predicted model, not a curated record